Molecule: messenger RNA, 2502 nt
Organism: Exophiala mesophila
Lineage: Eukaryota; Fungi; Ascomycota; Eurotiomycetes; Chaetothyriales; Herpotrichiellaceae
Exons: 3
Coding region: 223-1764 (513 amino acids)
Cellular component (GO): nucleus
Molecular function (GO): DNA binding
Source: RefSeq, a predicted model, not a curated record
CUUCACUUCUUCUGCCUCUCUCACACUUAUUCAGAUCAUUGUCCUGGUCAUUAUUUUAAUCCUUAACGCGUCAUAUCAUCACAACCUCCGAUCGCGACUCUCGUUCUACCUUUCCCCAGAGCUGCAAUAAGACAGCAUCUUCGAUCCGUCAGCGACCGCGGUCACGAUAAGCCGCACUCAGGCCUGAGUUCCUCUCUAGUCCCCGAGUGUCAUCCCUAGAUCAUGACCAAGAAGAAGCGCGGACACCCUGAUGCCGAGGAGAUCCUCGCUCGGCCAUGGUGCUAUUAUUGUGAAAGAGACUUUGAUGAUCUCAAGAUCUUGAUCAAUCAUCAAAAGGCCAAACACUUCAAAUGUGAAAGAUGCGGACGUCGUCUCAAUACUGCAGGAGGUUUGAGUGUGCAUAUGAGUCAAGUACACAAGGAGAACCUCACUGCAGUUGACAAUGCCCUUCCUAAUAGAGCCGGACUCGACAUCGAGAUCUUUGGCAUGGAGGGUAUUCCAGAAGACAUCGUUCAGCAACACCAACAGCGGGUUCUCACACAAUUUCAUCAGGCUCAAGCCGACCGACAGGCUGCCACUGGCAAUGCCGGUGCCGGUGCCGGUGGUGGUAAUAAUGCCAACGUGUCCAAGAAGCCAAAGUUGGAACAAUUGUCGGACCUCAAGAAGCGUCUCGCUGAACACAAGGCUGCCAAAUUGGCCGCCGAGCAGGACGGUGCUACAAGCAGUGGCAAUGUAACGCCAAACCCAGCUGCUCAGCCUCAAGCCCAGACUCCUGCAGCUGCAUCACCUUCCUAUCCUGGUUUUCAGCAACAAUACGCUCCGCCCCCAUCCAAUGGCUCAUACAGUCAACCACCAUCCUUUUCUCAACCGCCAGCUGUUCCCGCUCCCUAUCAAGCGGCUCCUGGCUUUCCCCCCGCCGGCUCGCCCGUACAAGCAGCGCCGUAUGGUCAACCCCCCGUUCCUCACGGUCAACCUGGGUACCCACCUGUACCUAACGCUUAUCCACACCAACCAUAUGCUCAACCACCUCAACCAUCAUUCCAACAGGCACCACCUCCGGUUGGAUUUCCCCCUCAGCCAAACUUUUCGCCUCCGCCAUUCCAGGGCCAAGCCCCCUACCCGGGACAAUCGUAUCCCAACGCCACUAGCCCUGCCCAGGCAUAUGGGCCUGCAGGAUCUCCACUUGGAUUUCCUCAUCCGCCACAAGCCCAAGCUCACCUACCACAACGGACUCACUCCCCUGCAACAAACGGGAAUUUCCCUGCACCUGUUCGUACAGGCAGUGUAAGUCUACCUAACGCAACCGGUUUGCCACAGAGACCCGCUUUUGGUGCUCCACCAGUCAAUGCUUUUCAAUUCCAGCAAAUGCAUCAAGGUCAGCUCCCUGCUCCUCCAAACCAUCCUCCUGUGACCCAGUAUCGCCCACAAGAAGCUUCUGUGAGUCCUGCUCCACAAUCACAGGUGUUGUCCUCUAUUCCUGCAAAACUUGACAACAAUGCCUCAUCCCUCGAUGACUUGAUCUCGUCGGCUUCGAAGCAGGCCGACCUCACAUCUGUCGCUGCCACGGCGUCCCCAGCCGCACCGGCCGCCGCCUCAAACCCUCCCAAGGAAGACGCCAACGAAGAAAAGGCGGCCAAGAAGGACAAGGAAAAGCCAAAGUCAACCAGGUUGGUCUAUUCUGACAACGAAAUCAGCCCUGAAGAGAAGAUGGCACUUUUGCCCAAAUAUGCAUUUAUAUCUGCUCCCAGGGCCGUCGCAGUAUAGGCAAUCUAUCCUUUGAACCGCCGGAGUUGAUCGUCCCCUGGUCACGCCGCAUGGACCAGGGUUUGAAUCUCAUGUUGCACAUCACUUGCAUCAAAUUUCAUGCUCAGAAGGGAAUUGGGGUGUUAGCUAAGUCUUCAAAAUCAUGGCGAGUCGACUGACAAGAAAUCAUAAUUAUGAGUUCAUUGAAUCACAUGAUCGGGCUUGGACAGUUUGAGAUAUUUUAAUGGAACACGGUGGAUUUGUUUUCCUUUGGUGAGUCAAGGCCGGAGGAACCGGCUACAUGGUCAACGUGCCUCAACGAAAUGGAGUCUUGGGGGCUCGUCGGGCGUCCAGUCAGGGCUGCAUACCGAUGAUCACUAGGAAAGGUUGACGAGUUGGAUCUUCCUCCUUCCGAACAUGAGCAUACAUUCUUCCACCUCCUGGCUGGUCUCGUCGUGGGUAAGUGUCUUUAUGCGGAGAUGGAUGGGCUUUCACUAUGGUAUGUCUAUUCGGCUUUGUUUCAAAAUAGAGAAACUGGCAAAAAGUCCGCCGAGUUCCUCUUUUGAAUCGGGAACAACUUGCCCCGAGGGAACAUUCGGUUUCGGUCUCCUGUUACUUGGUUAGGGCUGGCGUCUCCCUAGCCCGCCUGCUAUGUAUUCUGUAAGUAGUAUCCUUGUCCCCAAGAGGCGAGAGACGGGGUCUCUAACGCGUAUUCGCAUCUGUCUUGCCUCGUUCCUUCCUAACUAUCUGAGAUGUCUG